Messenger RNA from Solea solea (common sole), 4425 nucleotides. Its product is annotated as laminin subunit beta-3-like. Gene Ontology annotation, cellular component: laminin trimer. Bases 82 to 3588 code for a protein of 1168 amino acids. Gene Ontology annotation, biological process: cell migration; basement membrane assembly; substrate adhesion-dependent cell spreading. The transcript has 23 exons. The record is from RefSeq and is a predicted model, not a curated record. Lineage: Eukaryota; Metazoa; Chordata; Actinopteri; Pleuronectiformes; Soleidae. Gene Ontology annotation, molecular function: extracellular matrix structural constituent.
CAUAAAUGAGCAACCAGACGCCAACACACACCUAAUCAUAGCACAAAGUGAUAGAGAAGCGGCUGCCGGGAGGAACACAACAUGCGGAUACUUUUUCUUGUAGCUGCCUUAGCUGCAUUAUCACAGGCCCAAACUGACUGCUCACGGGGAGCUUGCUACCCACCCAGCAGCGACCUGCUCCUGGGCAGAUCUCACAAGCUCCAUGCCACUUCUACCUGCGGCCUCACCGGCUCCGAGGUCUACUGCACUCCAUAUCAUCUGGGGAGGAUGAAGUGUUGUCCAUGUGACUCCAGGAACCCAAACGGUCCUCUGGCCCACACUCUCCAGGAAGUCCUGUCCUCCUCUGAACCAGACAGAUGGUGGCAGUCCAGGAAAGAGGUCAGCCCUGUCAGCCUGCAGCUGGACCUUGACAACCUGUUCCAGCUCGACAACCUGAUACUUAGCUUCAAGGGUCCCCGGCCCAGUGCCAUGGUUAUAGAGCGGACUCUAGAUAAUGGCAAGACAUGGAAGCCCGCCCUUUACUUAGCUACUGACUGUCAGGAGACUUUCCCUGAUGUCCCCACAGCAACACCUCUCACCCUGGAUGAGACGUAUUGCCACACACUGACCCCUACUGGAGAAAACCCCUACCAAGACCACACAAUUGAGUUCAGUCCUUUGCGUCAGUAUGCUUACGUUCCAGCUCCCAAAAACCAAAAAAUUGAAGAUGUCGCUGGGUUAACGGGGCUGAGGGUGAAACUGGCCGAGCUGGGGGAUGUCCCACGUCAACCAGGCAGAGCUCUCAGUAGGUUUUUUGCCCUGAAGGAGAUGAGGGUGAUGGGCAGCUGUAUGUGCCAUGGACAUGCCAAUCGGUGCCUGCCAGAUACCGCCGACGACCCACAGUCCAAUACCAUACAAGUGAAUCCUCAGUGUGACUGCCAGCAUAACACAGCAGGAAUGAACUGUGAGCGCUGUGAUGAUCUCUACAAAGAUCUGCCCUGGAGACCUGCAGAGGAGGGCAACACUCAUGCCUGCAAACGCUGUGAGUGCAACAACCACUCCCAGCGCUGUCAUUUUGACCAGGCGGUGUAUGAGGCCAGUGGACGGAAGAGUGGAGGUGUGUGCGAGGCUUGUCAGCACCACACCACCGGACCAAAGUGUGACCAAUGUGCUCCAGGUUACCAACGAAACCCCCGCAGCAGAAUUGACCAGCCUGAUGCCUGUGUUCGCUGUAUCUGCAAUGUUGAGGGGACAGUGAAUGGUGGUCGGUGUGACGACAGCUCAAGCUCAUGUCAGUGUAAAGUGAACGUGGAAGGUACUCGUUGUGACCGAUGUAAGAGAGGCUUCUUUGGCUUGAGUGACUCCAACCCUCUGGGAUGCACCAAGUGUUCCUGCUCUCUCGACGGCUCCCUGUCAGACGUCUGUGACCCGCUGACCGGCCAGUGUCUCUGUCGUCCCCACUUUCAUGGUCAAACCUGUGACGUGUGUUCAAAAGGCUACUGGAAACCAGUUGGGUCAGGACACUGCGAACCCUGUGACUGUGACUCCACCAGAUCAUACAGUGAUACUUGUGACCAGGUGACAGGCCAGUGUCAGUGUAGGCCAGGUUUUGGAGGCCAAAAAUGUACAGAGUGCCCAGAGAACACAUACGGAGACCCUCUCACUCGCUGCAAACCGUGUCUGUGUGAUACAGAUGGAACCCUCCCAGGGGUUUGUGACAAGAAAACAGGAGCCUGUUUGUGUCGGCCGGGUGUCACCGGGCCUCGCUGUGACUCCUGCAGUCGAGAUCACUGUGACUCCUUCCCUGCCUGCGAGAGAUGUCCUUCCUGCUUCUUCACCCUGGAUGAACAGAGACGAAACAUCAGCUUGGCUUUGGAGAGACUCUCCCCAAGAUUGCCCUCACGUCCUGGAGGUGACGUUGAUCUUGGAGGAGACUACGGGCCUCGAAUCCGGACAAUGGAGUCCAAACUGAAACAGAUCAAGGAUUCCAUUGUUCUUCCACCAAGUAUUACUGAGCAGAUUGAAACUGCACUGUCCAAGCUGCACCAGCUAGGUGACCAGGUGGACAAGAUUGAUGAGGACCUUGCACCCCUGCCAAAAUCUCCAGGUCUGAACAAAGAGCUGGACAAGCUGCAGGCUCUGCUGGACAGCCUCAACCUGUUGUACAAAGACAAGAAGAGUACAAUGGAUAACACAGUCAGUCCCAACACUACAGGAGCUUUUACUGCUAUCAAGAAUGCCUAUGAUGAGUCGACAGGUGCUGCUAAGAAAGUAAAUGACACUGAAAACACGGUGAAGGAGUCCGCUGAUGUCAGAAAAGACACUAAGGAUCUUCAGAACAAAGUGCAGCCAGCCAACACCAGAGAUUUGAACAAGCUGAAUGAGAAGAUGGCUUCCCAGCCUGACCUCACACCUGUUGCCAAAAAGGUGUGUGGCAGCGAUCGCUCAGAGCCCUGCACCCCGCUAAAGUGUGAGGGAGGGGCGUUGUGUCCAGUGGAUGGAGCCCCAACUUGUGAAAAGGGGAAACAGUGUGUGGGCGCUCUGCCACUGAGCAAGAGAGCGACGGAUGAUGCUAAGGACGCGAAGGACCGACUGGACAAGCUCUCUGCAAAGAUCACAGAUGCUGCAGAGAAGCUCCAGGAUACACAGGACACAACCAAUCAGGUGAGAGAGUCUGCAGAGAAGCUGUCCAAUAAGAUGAAGCAGACCAGAGACGAGAUAGAUGACGACUUAAAGGAGACGAGAGAUGUUGUGAAAGAGCUCAAAGACUUCCUGUCAGACCCUUCCUCUAACCUGACCCAAAUCCAGAAUGUGAGCGACUGGAUCCUGAAAGCCAAGCUGCCUCUCAACCUGGCUGCUCUGAAGAGGAAACUGGAUGAGCUGAAGAACCUGGCAGCUAAUCUGCCGGACAGCACGGCUGUGCUGAAGGAGGCUGAGCCACAGCUGGAAAUAGCAAAGAAACUGCUGAAGGAGGCCCAGGACGCCAGGGACAAAGCACUGAAAGUCAAGGGCGAUGUGGAUGGGCUGCUGCCGGGGUUGGGCUCAGCAGAGGACUCCCUCGCUGACCUGGAGGACAAACUGAAGGACAGUUUGUAUCUCAUAGACAACCUGAACAACAACCUGACUAAGGUCCAUGAGCAGCUGACCCCAGCAGAGAAGACUCUGGAUGAUAUUUCCACAAUGAUAAAUCCCAUGAAACCUCAACUGGUCCAGCUGAAAGACCUGCUGCAGAAUGGAGACAAGGAGGCCCAGGACGCACUGGAAGACGCAGACAAAGCUGAGGAUGAAGCGGAGGCUGGAAAUAAGGACCUGUCGUCCCUGGAGAAACAGCUGGCACUUCUUAAAGACAAGAUUCCAGCCACUGGCACUGGUGGAGAGGCGGGUUCACCCGGGGAACGACUGACGAAGCUGCAGCAGGAUGCUGGAGCUCUGGGCAACACCACAGCAGACAUGAUAAAGGAUCUUGACGGUAAGGCAGAUUCCCUGAGAGGGCUUCAGGAUCAGGUCCUUCAGAAGUCAACAAAGUUGGAAGGACUGGAAGAUAAGGUCAAAAAGCUUUUGUCCCAACUUCGAGAGAAAGCCGACGACCUGAGCACCUGUCGGGGCUGAGAGCUGCCGAACAUGAGAGGCUUUUCAUACCAGCACUUCAAACUACAGUAUCUUCACACUUCACACCUCCUGCUGUCACAUACAGUCUCCUCCCCUAACACUGGAACACUGCUUUAACUCUUCUCUGUGACAUAAUGCAUCACCUCUGGCAGUCAAAGGAUUGCGGUUUGAAGGAUAUUGGAUGGAUGGUUCAGGGAGUAAAUUACGUCUUUUCUUUUUUGAAAUGACUCCUGGAAUGUACUAAGUACUAAAGAUCAAGUAAGUGGAGGUUCUCUACUAAAUAUCAAUAUAACACGUGUGGAGAGGGUUAUCCAUGUGUGUAAAAACCUUCUAAAAGCAGUUUUAACAGUAUAAAUAAAUGAUAAACAGUCUAUUUACAGUAUAUAGCACCUUUCCAGUCUUUUCAACCACUUAAAGCACUUUACAGUUUUGCCACCUACCUGUUCACACCCAUUCAAAUGCAACUAUUGUAUUAUGCAGCAUUUUGUUUCCCACCAUACAUUCACCACACACUGCUCGCGCAGGCAUCAGGUGCAGAGUGCAGUUCAGUUUCAUGCCCAAGAACAGUUCGGCACAUGGACAAGAAAAGCCAGGGAUCAAACCACCAACCUUUUGGUUAGUGGACAAAAUAGUUUUGAAAGCCACACCAGCCCAACUAUAUUGUCCAUAUUUGUUUUAAUUUUCAUAAUCUAGCUCAUUUCACAGCAUGUGGCUUGUUUGUGGCAGCUCUGCAAGAACCAAAGCAUGUUUUUGUGAUAUAUUCCUCAGCAAUGAAUGUGUUUCAUGUUUUCUCUGUUGUUUGUAUAAAAGUAUUUAAAUAAAAGCUUGUUUACUACA